This is a messenger RNA of Aureobasidium melanogenum CBS 110374, 4542 nucleotides long. RefSeq lists its product as uncharacterized. The transcript is spliced from 2 exons. Gene Ontology annotation, cellular component: HDA1 complex. The record is from RefSeq and is a predicted model, not a curated record. The coding region runs from base 1 to 4542 and encodes 1513 amino acids. Gene Ontology annotation, molecular function: DNA binding. Lineage: Eukaryota; Fungi; Ascomycota; Dothideomycetes; Dothideales; Saccotheciaceae.
AUGGGCUCUUCUAAGCGCAAGAGCCGCCAACUGAGCGAGCAGGCCGAGGAGCCUUUUUACUCUAUCCGCGGUAUUCUCAAGGAGAACAAGACGCAGUAUUUGGUCGACUGGGAAGAUAUCGACGACCAAAAGUUCGAACCUACCUGGGAGCCCAAGCAAAACGUUACCGAAGCCGCGAUUCAGGAAUGGGAAGAGAAGAAGACGCAAAAAGCAUCGGACGAGGAGAGAAAGCGCAAGAGAAAGAGUACAGACCGUCCUUCUUCGUCCCACGAAGUCAUCGAAAUCGAAGAUGAUGACGAGCAGCGACCUGCGAAGCGCACAAUGACUCCUGGUUCAAAAGGCCCCAUGCUGUAUCUUGGAAAGAGGAGGUCGAAUGCUGCCGUUGAAGUCACUCCACCUUCAGCAAAACUGCCCAAGGUUGCAAAGAGGAAGCCAGGAAGACCACGCAAAGAGGUCCCGGACAUACAAUCGAGAAAGGACGGCGAUGAAGAAAUGCCUUCGAAACCCCCUCCACGACCCCGCGGUCGACCUAGAAAGUCGCUACCAGGUCCAGAUGUCGUUCGAAAGGCGCGAGAGCAGGACGAGAAUGGUGAAGACACAGACCAGCAGUCUGCGAGACUUGGUAGGUCAUCAAGGUCAAGUCCUCUUCAGAAGAAGACAAGCCACGCUUCAGAACAACGUCGCAAACGUCCGAAGGUUGUCAAUGUUGAUUUGAGCGAUGACGAUGAUGACGAUGUCCCCCUCAAACGUCUGGUGAAUCGCAAGCGACCCUUGAUUACCGAUUUUUCUGACGACGAAGUACAACAUGUCGGGGAGAGAGCUCAACCAACCUCUGCUAAGAAGAGAGGAAGGCCGAGAAAGGUGCCUCGUCAAGAUAACACUCCAUCAAAGCCCACGACUCCGGCUGCUGCAUCUCGUCCUGAAGAGGUUAGCAUGGCCGAGAUUGAGGACAGUGAGAUGUACGACGCAGCUGCUGCACAACUGCAGCGUGAGACGAGAUCUGCUCGUAAGCAGUCGCCUAGUCGACAGCCAUCAUCGCCUGGACGAGAGCAAUCGCCGGUGUUCAACGAAGAAUUUAGUGAUUUCCGUUCGUCACAGAUUAUCAGCGGCACACAACCAGAGCCACCUCGUCCCGAAAAGAGUAUCAUCAGUCCCGAGGAGCUUACCGACUCUCAGCACUUGGUUGACGCUGCUGCUGCGUCAAGCCUCUCUGCGAAAAACUCUCCUUACGAACCAGGAGCCACUUCUGGAUCUACCUUUGUCAACAGCACGGUUAACAGCUCGUCAAGCGUCCACACACUCCUAAUUCCACUGGCACGUCGUUUUGGUGCCGAUGCUGUGAUCCCUGACUCACAGAGUCAUCUCGACGCAAGCAGUGUGCACAUUUCAGAGCAGAUCGCAGGAGAGCAACAGAUGGACGACCAGAUGGAGACUUUUGAGGACGCUUCCACUGAGAGUCAGGUUGUUGUUGAGCAAGCAGACGCCACCCAACAGGUGACCAACCACGAACAGCCUGUUCCUGAGAGCAGCAUGGUACAGAAACCUGAGGAUGCCCCACAGCCGGAUGUCGCUGCGCCUGCAACUCAAAGCGAACCAUCACUUGAACUAUCAACAAGAAAUAAGAUCGUUGAAGAGGCAGCAUCAAGUCUCAUUGCUCAAGGUAUUGCUGAGCACGUUUCUACACGUUCUCCAUCGCCAGUAUCUCUUGGCGCUGUGCGCUCAAGCUCUACUUCAUCUGCACCACCCACGGAGGCUGCCGAUAAAUCAACUCAAUCGCAGUCGCAGUUGCAAUCGGAGACCCAUCAACAAUUGUCGGCUACAUCUCAAGCACAGGACGAAGUGCAAUCUGAAGCACCUUCAUCUCCUUCUGCACCUAAUCAGGAGUCUGGUCAAAACACAUUGUCCCUUCAGACUCAACCAACCAACCAGCAAAGUCACGUGGAACAAGCCGCUCAGCAGACUUCCUUUCAACUACAUCAACCACCUACUCAGCAGAUCCCACCAUUUGAAUUUGCUCAGAGUUCAGUUGAGGAAGUCGCAACUUCUUCUCUUGGAUUCAACACUCAGAUCCAGCCUGCUCACCAAGCACCUGCUCAUCAACCACCUAUUCAGCACGAGUCUGCUGAGGGGGUAUCAAUACCAUCGAGUCCUAUUGCAUCCCCACCGUCCAAUCUUCCCAACACAAUCGGUGCAUCUGCUCCUUCGCCCAUCAAGAGCACAUCUGAUCCUGAGCUCAGCGGUGUGCACACUCCAACAUCCGAUAUGAGCCCUACCCACCACCCUGACGGCACCCCUAUGACUGUCGUGGAAAAAUUGAAAGCAUCGAAAGCCAAAGUCGCAGCCGACUUUGAAGCUCAAAAACGAGCUGAGGCCGAGAGGGUCGCUCGUGAAAAGGCCGCUCUUGCUGCUUCUACUGCUGGUGCUGCUCCUGCUCCAAGCACUCCCACUCCUUCAAGGGUGGCUGCACCAGUCCUGGAUGUGCGCUCACCCAAGCCUGCAUCUGCAGUUCCGGCCAGACUCAUGUCACCUGCUGUUGGUGAUCGUGAGGCCCGCUCACCCUCAACUGUUCCUCCAGUUGAAAUCAUUCCCGAAGAGACACCCGAAGAAUACUCUCGCUCCGAACGCUACGAGACUCUUUUGCCCGGACAAGGCCCACAGAUCAAUGCUGGGACUUCGCGUCCUUAUCUUUCGCAAGACCUUACUAUGAAUGACGCCUCCGUCGACACCGAGUCUGACAACAACCAGCACUUGGUUUCGUUAGACUUUGGCGUGUCUCAAAAGGACCACUACAAAUGUGCCUUCGAAACUUGCAAGAACAUGAUUGAGGAUUUCACCUUGCAUAAGGUUUGGCCUGCCAACUCUGAUCUUGCUCAACAGGCUCGCGAUUUUGUUGUUCAACUUCACUACAUUGUCAACCACCUCGACCUCAACAAUCCGGGCACGUCUUCAGCUUCUCAAACCAGCCAAUCCCUUCAAGCAGAGUGGGACAUGACCAUGAGUUCAAAGUUCAGAUUCUUGAAGAGCCUUUUGGAUGCGGCUAAGAGUCAAAACCUUCAUAUUGCACUGCUUGUUGAACCUGGCAGGCUUGCUGCUAUUCUCCAAAACUUCUUACAGGGAAUUAGUAUCAUGUACAACGUGAUUGACGGCCAGAACAACGUCAUCAACCACGAAUCAACAGCAACCAUCUUGUUGACCAGCGUCGGGACCAUUGAGACGCCAUCAUCGUUGGAUAUUGACAUGGUUGUUGUCCUCGACGGAAGCAUGUCUAGCGAUACCAUCACACGCACUCAGAAGAUGCUCUCUCAAGACGCACUUGUCCCUACAAUCUCUCUUGUCAUUCCCCUCUCUAUCGAGCACGUAGAGCGUUGCCUUCCAUCUAACCUGUCCGAAGCAGAGCGCCUUCACGUACUUAUCAGCACUGUCACUAAUGAGAGACUGGCCGCUGGCUGGCAGAGCAGAGGUGCCGACACUGAGUUCGAGAGCAAGGCAUCCGACAUCAUCUCUUGGGUUCUCAAUCCGGCUGAGGCGGACUGGCCUUUCUACGGCUUGCCCAACCUGCAAUUGGUUGAAGCACUCUCGAGUCAGUCUGGCUCAGAAGAUGAGCUCAUGGUCAACAACAACGGCAUGUCUAACAAACGCCAGUUGGACAACGAUGAGGCACCUUUGGCUAAGAGAGUCCGCGUUGACAAGUCUCUCCCCUUGACAAUCAACCCUGCCGAUAUGCACAUUACACCAGGCACACUUCCCAUGUCGAACUCGCACGUCAGCGACUCUGUGGCUGCCUCACAGCAUGCCGCUACUCUUCAAGAACUCCACCAGGCCCAGGCGCAGCUACGCGAACUCACCAAGUCCAUGGAGACAUUGCAGUACAACCAUGAAGAGCAGCGUGCUGAAAUGGUCAAGGCUCAGAAGGAGCGCAAUGACGCCUUGCAGAGAGAGGAAAGAUUGAUCACUUCAAACAACGACCUUAGAGCCAAGAAUACUUUGCUUCGCGACGAGGUCUUGGACUUGAAGAAGCAGCUUGAAACCGCCAGAGUCGCCUUGGUCAACCACACGGUUCCUGAGAUUGCUGAGAUUGAGAAAAUCAAGGCCGAGGCUCUUGCCGCUACCGUCGAAAGAGACAGAGAGGCAAAGCGUGCCCAGAUGGCUGAGACACAGCUUGGCUAUGUGACCAGUCAGUAUCAGACUGCUUCGACCGAGAACACCAAGCUCGCUGCUGCCAAUGACCAGCUCACCGCAAGCGUUGCUGAACUCGAAGUCAAGGCAUCCGGCGAACAAGCCAGACUGAAGGAAUUAAACAACAACGCUCUCAACAAUAAGUACAGUGGUGAGAUCAAGAAGUUGCGUCAUGACUUGAGCGAGAGGGAAGGUACCAUGCAGCGCAUGAGUGAGGAGCUCAACCGUCUGCGUGAGCCUCGUGGUCGUGUUGGAACUCGUGCUAGCAGUAUUCCACGCAGCCCUCGUGCCGGCACUCGUGAACCACAGAGUCGUCAGGGCAGUCCUUCAGUUCAGCGCCCUCACCCUCUCAGCAAGAUGAACUAG